GCUGCAAUUAUAUCGAAGCUCCUUCCACCUUCAAAUAAUGCCAUCAUAUCUGCGAUACAAAAUGACAGAAAAAGUUCUAAAGUCUGGUGUUAACUUCUCCCAAACCAGUGUGUUCAGCAGGAUUUUGGAUGCAUGUAGGGUAUUAUUGCUUCUUGGUGUCAUUGACCCUUCCUAUCCUUCUGGUUGCAGUAUAUUUCCACUGGCUCAGUAUGAAGUUGUUCAACCAUGCAUGGUUUCAUUCUCAUCAGGUUGAAGACACAUGGCAGAAAAAGAAUAUGUGGAAUGGAACCAUCUCAGGACAACAAUUAAGAUGAUCGUUAGUCUUGAAUUGUAUCUCAGAAGACUGUAAAUUGCUUUGAAGAAAGGAGGGUUUUGCUGCGGGUUUUUUUUUUUGGGGGGUUGCAUAGUUAUGGUUCAAACCGAAUAUUCCAUAAUGGAAAAACCCUCAUAGUUAUUGGUCGUCCCUCUCUCUCUUUUCAAUAGUCAAAAAAAAAAAAAAUUACUACAUACAAAUUUUGGAGAUUGGACCUAUGAAAGGUGUUUUUUUUUCCCUUCCAAAAUAACCUUGCUCCAUUAUUGUUUUGAUUUGGUCCCUCUUGUGUGCUUGCAUUAAUAUUUUCUUGCAACUGUUAUAUUGAGAUGUUAUGAAGUGAUGUGUAUCUGUGG
Messenger RNA from Ilex paraguariensis (yerba mate), 666 nucleotides. NCBI's taxonomy places the organism in Eukaryota, Viridiplantae, Streptophyta, Magnoliopsida, Aquifoliales, Aquifoliaceae. The record is from the annotation of a GenBank genome assembly.